Messenger RNA from Brassicogethes aeneus, 3417 nucleotides. The record is from the annotation of a GenBank genome assembly. NCBI's taxonomy places the organism in Eukaryota, Metazoa, Arthropoda, Insecta, Coleoptera, Nitidulidae.
AUGACUACUUUAAAUUCAAGCUUGGGUAACGACAAAAAAAAUCUAAAGAAUCACCCUUUAUUUAUUGAAGACGGUACUACUGAAGAUGAUAACAUGCACGUACUUCAGAAGUGUAUUCCUCCUGAACUACACCUAUUACAAGGGUUUGUCAACCAUCUUUUCUGGGACGGUAUAGUUAAAAUUGAGGAAAUUGGAAAAGAUAGAGCUUUAUUGUGGCCGAAUAAAUUAGCUUUAAUUGAUAUACCAUUGACUACGGUAUCUCCCUUUACUUGUAACACUUGUCCUGAAAUUAUGGAAUUAGAACUAGAUGCUUAACCUAAAAUAUGCCCAGUAACCAAAUGUCUACCUGGUUUUGAAACAGUUGAAAUUAUUAACAAUAAAAACAAAUUCAUUUCUCCAAUGUUAUCAAGAGAUGAAACAUAUGUUAAAAAGUCUGUAUAUCAAGGAUUAUAUAAUGGAGUAAAAACAGGUGGAAUUAAAGGAAAAUACAAAAAUCAUUUCAAACGCCCUAAUAAAGAAACCGUACAAAUAGAAGAAGUUGUUUGCAAAGAAUAUAAAUGUGUUUCUACAAAAUUACCACCAAAGUUCAUACAUACCAAAGAGGAAUGUCCCCCUAUUACAUGUCAGCCAUCGUACAUUGCAGUUUUUGAUAUAAAACAAACUUUAAAUAAUGAUUGCCCUAAGUAUUCAUGUCAUCCUCCUCCACCUCCUGAUGCAAUUUGUAAUAUUACUGGACGAACUUUUAAUACAUUUGACAACACAGAAUAUAAAUUCGAUAUAUGUAAUCAUGUUAUUGCAAGAGAUUUAGAUAAUGACGAUUGGGAAGUAGCAUUAAAAAAAAAUUGUUCAAAAUACUGUUCACGAACUCUAGUUAUAAGACAUAAUGAUAACGUUUUAAGUAUUCACUCCGACCUUAGCCUAGAAUUAGAUGGAUUUUCCUAUUCGGUUGCACAUAUUCAAAAAAUUGUAGAAAAAUUAUCUGAAUUUUCAAUUCAACGGGUUGGAAAUGUAAUAUCUUUUGAAUCCAAUAAAUAUGGUUUUUGGGUUAUAUGGAAUAAGCAUGGCAACGUAAAAUUGGGUGUCGUUAAUAAACUUAUGGAAAAAGUUGAUGGAUUAUGUGGGUAUUUUAAUUCUUUACCUAAGGAUGACAAACGAAAACCUGAUGGCUCCGUUGCUAGAACAACAGAAGAUUUUGGAGAAAGUUGGGCUGUUUCUAAUGAUCAACCUAAAAUUUGUGAGGCUAAAACCUGUAAAAUACACAUUCAAAAUAAAGCUUGGGAAAUGUGUAAUAGUGUAAAACAUAAACUAAAACUAAUAGUUGAUGCAGAAAGAAUUAAUGAUUUUGAGGAGAUUUCAGAAUGGCUAUCUGUUAGAGAAACGUCUUCAAAACAUUUUAAAAUUUUAAUGACUGAAAUGCAAGUUGAGGUAUCUGUAUAUUUUCCAUCUCUAGGAGUAUCAGUAAAAGCGCCUUCACAUAAAUAUGGAGGAAAACUUGAAGGUUUGUGUGGAAACUGCAAUGGAGAUCCUUCCGAUGACAAUAUAAUACCCAAUAAUAAAAAAGCAAUAAAUGAAAAUGAAUUGGCACUUGGUUGGUUAUAUGACAAAUUACCUGGAGGUCAAUUGCCAGAACAAUGUGGAAAUAUAGAAAAACUUGAAUGUCAACCUUUACCUAAUGAUAAAAACCCAUGCUUACAAUUAAUAGAUGUAAAUAAAUUUGGCCAGGUUUUGUUAAAUAACACAUGCGUUAGUCCAAAUGAUUGUAAAGUAUGUGAUGAUGAGGGUCACCAUCCUGGGGAUAUAUGGAAAAAAGACAAUUGCACCACUUGCACAUGUGAAGGGACAAGUUUAAAAUGUGAAACUCAAAGUUGCACGGGAAGUACUACUAUUUGUGAAAAGGGAUAUAACGCAAAAAAAAUACCAUCAAAAGAAAAUCAAUGCUGUGAUAAAUUUGUAUGUGUGCCAGAACCAGUUGCUGGGCCAACAUGUGAACCACCUCAAGAAAUUAGUUGUGGACCAGGACAAGUAUUAAAAUUGGACACAAAACCAAAUGGAUGUCGGGCGUUUAUUUGUCAGUGUAAACCAGCUAAGGAAUGCGACAAAAUAGAUUUAACUAAAUUUGAAAAAUUAGAUGUUGGUUACAAACUAGAAAUUGACGAAAAUGGUUGUUGCCCUCUUGCAAGUAUAGUUUGUCGACAGGAAUUAUGUUCUGAAGCAAAACCUUGUCCUCAAUAUUACAGAUUAGAAUCAAAGGAAAUCCCUGGAAAAUGUUGCCCAAUACAUACUUGUGAACCGCCACAAGAAAUGUGUAUAUUUGAAGCCAAAUACAUUUCGGCUACUGAUGGCGGUGAAAGAUUACUGACCAAGUUUGAAAAAAGGUUGGAGCUUAAAGCAGGAAAUUCAUCAUGGAAUGAUGGCCCAUGCAGAGUCUGCAAUUGUUUAUUAACAAGUUCGGGAAGUUAUCAGUUUACUUGCAAAAAAGAGGACUGUAAAGAAUUAAAAACAUUCACAGAUUUUUAUGAAUACGAUUUAGUUAUGGAACAUAUUUACGAUAAAUGCUGUCCCGAGCCCAAACGAAUAGGUUGCAAACAUAAAGGACAAGUAUACAAAGUUCAAGAAAGUUGGCCUUUAGAUAAAUGUUCGACUAUGAAAUGCACCGAAAAUUCUAAUAAAAUUAUUAAAGAAACGCUUCAAAUCACAUGUGAUUCUAACUGUGAAUUUGGUCACGAAUAUAUUGAGACUAACAAUGAAAAUGAAUGUUGUGGAGUUUGUAAACCUAUUGGCUGCGUGGCAAACCAAAAGAUCUUUAAAAUAGGAGAAAAUUGGACUUCAGAUGAUUAUUGCAUUGAAUAUUCAUGUAAGAAGAUUAAUGAGUCGAUGCAGAUACAUUCUUUAGAAGUAAAUUGUCUUAAAUUAAAAGAAGAUUUCAUAUCAAACUUUGAGUUUUCUACAAGGACUGAAGAUGGAAAAUGCUGCAAAAAAUAUGAAGCUACUGCUUGUAAAGAAGGAUUAGCAAUAUACAAGGUUGGUGAUACAUGGCCCUCCCCAGAUGGAAAUAAAUGUAAAAAUAUUACAUGUGUUAGAAAAACUAAUGGGGAAUUAUCUAAGCAAGAGUCCUUUGAAACUUGUACAAAGGAUUGUGAAAAGCUGGACGGCGAGCUACCAAACCCUGUUCCAUCAAUCGCCGAUGCACUGGCAUAUCUGAAAUUGCUAUUCCAGCCUCUUGGAUCAAUCUGGUCAGCACUCGACGAGGUUUUUUUAGUUUUCCAAGCAAUUACAUCGGACAAAUCCUUGCUUAGACCCAGAAAACAUUUUAGCUUGAGUUGGGUUGGGUUCACAACAAUACACGACAAUUUACUUGUUUUAUUUUACAAACGUCAGAUAGUUGUUGACAGCUCGCCUUCAACUUCUUCUGAGUAA